Manihot esculenta (cassava) is the source of this 1365-nucleotide messenger RNA. RefSeq lists its product as uncharacterized. Bases 236 to 1216 code for a protein of 326 amino acids. The transcript has 2 exons. The record is from RefSeq and is a predicted model, not a curated record. NCBI's taxonomy places the organism in Eukaryota, Viridiplantae, Streptophyta, Magnoliopsida, Malpighiales, Euphorbiaceae.
AAAAACAAACAGCCAAACUCAACCCAACCCCACACCUUCCUUCCUCCCCUGUUCUUCUUUCCACUUCCUCUCUCUUUCUCUCUCUCCCCAUGGUAAAAAUCUCUCUUCCAUAGUACAAGUCUCUUUCUAUCUGUCUAUCUCUCCAUCCAUAGUACAACUCCAUUCCCAUCCUUUUGUUAAUUCACUCCAUCAAUAGCAUUCUCAAAAGCUAACGCAUAGAAACAAGCAUCCCCACAUGUUCCCCAACACUUUACCCUUCUUCUUAUUCUUCUUCCACAUUUUGGGUCUAGCCAACCCAGACCCAGCAGCAACAACAACCCAGUCAUUCUUGCCAAACCCAUCUCUCUCUUCAACCAUUCCUGCAUUCCCAGAACAAUCUAAUGCCGCCAGCUGUCCGUUAGACCUGCCGGACGACCUCUUCCACGGCAUAAAAGUAUCAUGUGGGAGUAGUGAAACUGGACAGCUACACAAGAGCCGUUGCUGCCCUGUUCUUGCAGCAUGGCUGUACUCUGCCUACUCAGCCACCGCUCUUGGCCGAGCUGGCAGAGUAGCCGGUCAUACUACCUCCUCAUAUCUGCCAUUGCUCCCAGAUGACUCGGAGACUUGUGUUGAUGAUCUGGGUAAAGCUUUGAAACAAAAGGGAAUAGAAUUGGUGAAACCAAAUGAGACUUGUGAUUUGGUUUAUUGUUAUUGUGGGAUUAGGUUGCACCCGUUGAACUGUCCUGAGGCCUUUUCUACUAACCAAAUGGGGAAGCUUGUUGGGGAUAAGAAGGUGAAGAGGUUAGAGAGGAAUUGCUUGAGUAGCAGUACUAAUGUGAACCAAUUUCCUGGUCUUGGUGGGUGCUCCAAGUGCUUAAACAGCCUCUAUUCGCUUAACAACAAGGCUUUGAACUCAAGCAAAUCAGAGGACAGCAGAACCAUCAAAAUGCACAACAAAGAUUGCCAGUUGAUGGGUCUAACAUGGCUGCUCGCGAAGAAUCGAACAGCCUACUUUCAUAUAGUUUCUGCAGUUUUACGAGCAAUGAUGAUGAAUGAGGAUCAAUCUGAUCCCCAGUCUUGCAGUCUCAGCAGUGAUGGUAUGCCCCUUGCUGUUGAUUCUUCUGAAAUCUCCAGCAAUUCUUUGUCAAUCUCCCAUCAACCACCCAUCUAUGCAUCUGUUGUUUUUGUUAUCUGUUUGUUUCAUUUGCUGCUCUUUGCACCUUCCACCAAAUUUUAGAUCAUAGCUUCUUCAAUCUAGUGAAUUGUUUGUUGUUGAUCUUGAACUUUUCUUUCUUUGAUUCUGUUUUGUUUUUGUGAAGGCUUGCCCAGGUGUUUCUUCUGUAUUUAUUUUCACUAUAUUUGAGUAGCAUAUUAGUUUUUCUUUUC